This is a messenger RNA of Salvia miltiorrhiza (redroot sage), 1713 nucleotides long. RefSeq lists its product as uncharacterized. Bases 127 to 1587 code for a protein of 486 amino acids. The transcript has 8 exons. The record is from RefSeq and is a predicted model, not a curated record. NCBI's taxonomy places the organism in Eukaryota, Viridiplantae, Streptophyta, Magnoliopsida, Lamiales, Lamiaceae.
CUCUCUCUCUCUCUCUCUCUCUGAGUGUAUAUAUUAGUAUCCACGGUGUCUCUCUCUAAGGCAAGGGUAAUUUAAGCUUUGGUUGGAUUAUCUCUUCAUUCGAAAUAAGUUUCUCCACUCCACAAAAUGGUGCAAAAAUGCAAUCAAGAUCUCCAAAUCCCAAACUCUUUGCCUCCAAAAAUGUUGGAGCUACUUCAUGAGUUAGCAAUGGUGGAGAAGGAGAUCACUCGACUCGAGAAUCAAAUCAACGCGAUCAAAGCAGAAGCAAAACACGAAGAGCCACGAGCCCACACACAACCAAGUUUGCAAGAAUGGGAGGUUCCAAAUCAAAGAGAAUCACCAUCACCACCACCACCACCACCACCACCACCACCAGAUCAUUGCAAUACUAGCAAGAAUGCUAAUGAGAAGACGAAGUCGUUUGAGAUGAAGGCCCUCCAUUUCAUCACCAAGGCCAUCAAAGGAGACUACAAGCUCAGUGAUUUCACCCUCAACGACAAAGCCAUCAACUCAAAGAGAUUCAAGCAACACCAGAAGCUGAGACGCCCCUCUCCAUCGCGGCAUCUUGAGAUGUCGACUCCUUUACAUACAGAAGAAGACAGCAUCCACAGAUGGCCACCAAACAAGCUAUCUGAGAACAUAAUGAGGUGUUUGAUCUUCAUCUUCUUGAGGCUGCUUCGAACGUCUAGAGCUAUGGAGCUAGAGAAGCCUAUUGCUCGUUCCACAGACUUCUCACUCAGCUUCAGGGCCGAAGCAAGCUCAGGCCUCGUCUUCCCAAGGGACUCGCGGCAGCAAGAUCCUUAUGGAAUCUUUGAUUCCAAAGAAUCUUUGCUUAGGGAUAUAGGGCCUUACAAGAACUUGGUUAGAUUCACAUCAAGCUCCAUGGAUCUCAAAUGCAUUCAGAGCUCAGCCUCCCUCCCUCUGUUCCAGAAAUUGAAGAGUUUGAUGGAUGGUCUUGAGAGAGUGGAUUUGAGGUUCUUGAGCCAUCGACAAAAGCUAGCCUUUUGGAUCAACAUGUACAACGCUUGCAUCAUGCAUGGAUAUCUUCAAUAUGGAAUUUCCUCUGUUUCCAGCCCUGAAAAGAUGCUAGCACUCAUCAACCAGGCAACUCUCAACAUUGCUGGCAAUUCAAUCGACGCUCAAACAAUUGAACGCUGUAUUCUAAGAAAACCAGCUGAUUCACAGAUUGUUGGCGCUAAAGAGAUGAUGCUUCACGAUCUCCACGGCCUGAAAUCCUCCGAUCCGAACAUCGUAUUCGCCUUAUGCUGCGCAACCCGUUCUUCUCCAGCAGUGAAGAUCUACACAGCAGAGGGCGUGACAGCAGAGCUGGAGCGAUCGAAGGUGGAAUAUCUGCAAGCUUCGAUAGUCGUGACGAGCAGCAAGAGAGUGGCGCUUCCCGAGCUUCUGCUGCGGAAUAUGUUCGAUUUCGGAGGAGACAUCGGCGCGCUGGUGGAGUGGCUCUGCCAGCAGCUGCCGGCGUCGGGAUCUCUCAGAAAAUCGAUCGUCGAUUGCUUCAAGCAACUUCGCGGCGGCAAGAUCGAGAUGAUGCCUUACGAUUUUGAGUUUCAGUAUUUGUUUGCGGUGUGAUUCAAGUUGAGUUUUUAGUUUCAAAGCAAAUUUAGAAUUACAUUAUAUGCCCUCGUAUAAUUCCUUCAAUAAUUUUCUUGUUCACGAAUCACAAUAUUUGAAUAAAUCACCCCUAUUUUUGAUCUA